Aspergillus vadensis CBS 113365 is the source of this 1645-nucleotide messenger RNA. RefSeq names its product amine oxidase. The record is from RefSeq and is a predicted model, not a curated record. The transcript has 8 exons. Gene Ontology annotation, molecular function: oxidoreductase activity. Bases 30 to 1523 code for a protein of 497 amino acids. NCBI's taxonomy places the organism in Eukaryota, Fungi, Ascomycota, Eurotiomycetes, Eurotiales, Aspergillaceae.
UCGACAGUGGCAUCUAGCCAGCCGACACCAUGAGAUUCGUUCCUGCUGCUGCAGUGGCACUGCCAGUGUUGGCGGCGCAUGCUGCGCCCCUUGCUGAGCCCACUUGCAGCAACACUGAUGUUGUUAUCUUGGGAGCAGGAGUUGCCGGUCUUACCGCUGCACAAACCCUCUUAGACAAAGGUGUUGAGAAUUUUGUUGUGCUCGAAGCUCGAAAUGAAUCUGGUGGCCGGCUUUACAGUCGCAAUUUUGCCGGGCAUAAGAUUGAGGUCGGCGCCAACUGGGUUCACGGACCGGGGGGGCCGGAAACCGGAAACAUCAAUCCCAUGUGGACUAUGGUUAAAAGGGCGGGAUUGAAUAAAGUGAAGACCAACGAGGAGGACAGGGCCGUGUAUCCUAAACAAAGCGAAACAGCUGUCUUAGCCGCCCUGAAGAGCGCCAAGGUCGCCACUGAUGAGGUGUUGGUUGACGCCGUCGAUAUCCUGAAAAACAAUCGCCAGGAUCGGACAUUCCGAGCCGGCCAGCGCCUUCAGCACUGGGAUCCGGCGAAGAAUGACCCAGCCGGACAACUGGCCGACUGGUGGGCCUGGGAUUGGGAAGCUGCAUCUCCGCCAGAGGAGAAUUCGGAAGGUGACUGGUUUAUCUGUGAUAACGCCGGAUUCGUAUCUGCUUUUCGGAAGAAUGUGAGCGCCGUCCUCAAUGGACCGGCAGAUCGUGUUCGCUUCAACAACAAAGUCACCAAGAUCAAGCACAAUUCGAACGGGGUCACCGUGACCAGUGAUAAGGGAUGCGUCAAUGCCAAAUAUGCUAUUGUCACCUUCUCUCUAGGAGUACUACAGAGAGGACACGUGGAAUAUGACCCGCCCCUGCCACCUUGGAAAGCUCAAGGCAUUGCCGGCUUUGAAAUAGGCACAUACACCAAGAUCUUCCUCAAGUUCAAGAGCAGUUUCUGGGACAAAAAGCAAUUCCUUAUGUGGGCAGAUCCCCAUGUUCGCGGCAAUUACCCCGUUUUCCAGCCGUUGGAUAUUCCCGGGUUGUAUGAGAACUCUAAUAUUCUUGUGGCCACGGUGACCGGAGAGCGUUCUUACCGCGUCGAGUCUCAGACAAACGAAGAGACGAAGCAGGAGCUCCUCGAGGUGCUUAAGCACAUGUAUGGUGAGAGGGUCUCAGAAUUGGAAGAGAUAUACUAUCCGAGAUGGAGCACGGAAGAUUGGUCCUACGGAUCGUACUCCUACUGGCCGCCAUCGACCAGUUUGCAAGAGCAUCAGAAUCUCCGCGCCAAUGUUGAUAGUGUCUUCUUUGCCGGUGAAGCCACCAGCCAGGAAUUCUUCGGCUACUUGCACGGGGCCUAUUACGAGGGCAAACACGUGGCCGAAUUCCUGGCACCCUGCCUCGAUAUAGACCCGGAAGUGCCAUGGUGUCAAGCCACAAACUAUCAGGCGCUGACGGGGGUUACUCCGUAUGACUUGUACAAUCCAACCAAUGGCUGGUAUAUUUACAAUGACAAAGUACCUGGCCAUGACUGAGCCUAUGCUCGCCUUGGAACUAGGUGAUAUUAUGUCUUCUGGAAUAUCCAGGGAUAAGAUGCUUUGGAUUGAUUGAGAUCAUCGAAAGAUAUGUUUGCGGGGUAGUAUUGAUUGACAAUGAC